This is a messenger RNA of Triticum aestivum (bread wheat), 1933 nucleotides long. RefSeq names its product B3 domain-containing protein Os01g0234100-like. Lineage: Eukaryota; Viridiplantae; Streptophyta; Magnoliopsida; Poales; Poaceae. The record is from RefSeq and is a predicted model, not a curated record. The transcript has 3 exons. The coding region runs from base 522 to 1406 and encodes 294 amino acids.
UAGAUGGUCGAUUCUUAAGAAGGAUAACAAGAAAAGAGUCCUCUUCAUUUUCUCCAUCCCUGAGACUGAGAUACACAUUUUUGUUAUUCUCUCUUUGCUGCUGGUACCGCUAACUUACAUGCCAAGAAAUGACGCAUCUGAAUUUUGCUGAAACUCGCUGAUAUGUCUUUUAUAAUCUAAUUAAGUGAGUACUCCCUCUGUAAAUUAAUACUGUAUUAGUGUAUUAGUUUACAGAGCGAGUACAAUAUAGACACGCACAACCCACACACACGCGCUACCUUACAUGCCAGAUUGUCUAUUUUUAUCCGAGACUGCAUUCCGUGAUCCGUCAUUGGGGUACUGUUGCGGGAGUUUGUUUCUGGCGUUGACGAACUGACUAGUGAUUACUACUGUUACUUAUUGCUACAUUCACUAGUUAAAGUUUAGUACAGUAAAAAAAAAUAUUGUGCAAUUUAUGUUUAUGCUCGUAACAAUGAGUAGUCUGACUUGGUUUCCUAAUUAUUUUCCAGGGGAAGGGAGGGAUGCCAUCGUGUUUCCUCAAGUCUGCAAAGGUAGAGACAGGGCAGAAGACGGCGUUGGCGAAUCCAAAGCUCACUUUGGUUCACAACGGCAGGUUGGAGAAUGAGCAAGUAAAGCGUCCAAGCUCUGGCUAUGAAGUGAGGACUAUCACUAUGACCUACAAAAGGAAGAGAAGGUGGCCAGCCAACAGUACGUUAGCGCAUAAGCCAAUGUUGAUUGACAGCGGCAGUAGCAGCGAUGCCAAGAGUGACAAGGGUGAUGACUAUGAGCCGCCGACAAAGAGUGGGAGGCCAGCAAGUCUCAAAACCGCCAAGAGCAAGAGAGGGAGGCCACCGGGUUCGAAAUCAGCCAAGAACAAAGAAGAUGGCAUUGGAUCUUCAGAACCAGGGACCGACUUCAACGUUGUAAAAAGCUUCAGAAGCUUCAAGGUCAUUGUCGGCGGUUCUGCCAUCGAUGACAAACAACUCCCCACCGAGACACGUAGGGCGUACCACGGGCUCUGCCACGACCGCAAGUCUCUCCUCCAUGGGCGUCUGCAGAAGAACCUCGAACCUUUGCUUGCUGCAGGAGUGAUCAUCGAGACGGUUCGCAUAGCCAAGGGCAUCAGGGCCUCCGCCGCCUCUCCUUCCCGCGAGGACCUCACACGAUGGAAGAAGGACCUGGAGUCCUUUGAGAUGAUGGGCAUGGACGUUGGCUUCAUGCGCGAGCGCGUCAACAGCCUCCUGACCCUUCUCAAGAAAGCAGAUCACCUGCACGAGGGGUACGAUGCGGCAAAGCUGGAGCGGGCUCGCGCCACAGAGGGGUUGAGGGCACUCGAGUCAAAGCUGUCGAGCAUCAAGAACGCUCUGAAGGAGAUAGACGUGGAGUUGCAGGAGAUGGCUUCAUAGUUGCAGGAACUACUGCCUCUAAUGUGGCUGCACUUCCAUGGUGAGCGUCGACCAGGCUGCGCGGCAGCUGGCGGCCGUGCCGUGGUGAUCGCCGACCGUCUAGCGCAGUGGUGCAUACAUCUUCAGGCAGUGUACUGCUGCUAGGAUGCUACUGUGUCUCGCAGUUCAUGGUUUAUUAUUAGUAGUAUUUUGAUUGCAGUCCAGUGUCUUGGUUUGGUGUACAUCAAUUUUAAUUACUGCCCCUCUAAUGUAGCUGCACUUCCAUUCAUAGUUUAUUAUGAGUAUGCUGCACUUUGAUUGUAGUCCAGUGUUGCAGUUUCAUGGAUAUGAAUUUAUUCUAUAGGUAAAGGGAAUACAUGUUUGAGAAGAUGCCAAGUGAUAAAACAAAUGGCUUCAAGUUAAUUUGGUAAAGAAAAUAUCUUGCUGAAGAAAUAAGUGACGACCAAUUUGUGGGGUGUCAAUUCUAUCUCCGAUAUUCAUAGUUUGUUUGACAAGUAAUGUAUUUUUAUGAGAUCUAUAGUAGACAA